This is a messenger RNA of Chenopodium quinoa (quinoa), 2172 nucleotides long. Its product is annotated as protein ALP1-like. Lineage: Eukaryota; Viridiplantae; Streptophyta; Magnoliopsida; Caryophyllales; Amaranthaceae. Bases 911 to 1513 code for a protein of 200 amino acids. The record is from RefSeq and is a predicted model, not a curated record. The transcript has 2 exons.
UUGGUGGGUUUCUUUCCGCGUAGUGUCGGGUCACUACGAAACCCUACACAUACUCUGUUCCAGAAGGAUACUCUGAAUUUUGCUAGUGCUUGUGUUAUCAUCAUAUAGGGUUUUUUUUUUAGAAAUUAUUUGCUAGUUAAUGAUGUUGUUUGUGAAAGUGUAUAUUAAUACUAUUGUACAGUUUUUUGGACUGAUUUUUCAAGGUUUCUACAAUGCCUCGACUUAUGCGUUCCAUAAGGAAGAAAAAGCUUAAACAAAUAUAACUAGUUAUUUCAAUGGUUAUUAUUAUUUUGAUGAUGUAUUGGAUGUGGCAUAUGAUGUGUGUUGUUACAAUAAGGGGUGUUCAAUUAAAAGAAAGGAAAAGAAACAAAAAUUUGUUACGAAUGUUAGUAUUGAGAGGGCUUUAUAGGGAGAGUGAUGUGACAUGCAAGAGUGAGCUUCGCGUUAAUAGAAAAACUUUCAAUAUUAUUUGUGAGAUGCUUAGAGACAUUAGGGGUUUGAGUGGAACAAAAAACAUGUCGCUUCAAGAGAUAGUAGCCAUGUUUUUAUACACGUUGGCUCACCAUAAGAAGAAUAGGUCUAUUGGAUAAUACUUCUUUAGAAUUGGAGAAACCGUGAGCCGACAAUUUCACCGUUGUCUAAGGGCUUUUCUCAAGUUGCAUGAAGUACUACUUUACAAUCCCACACCAAUAUCGGAUGAUUGUGAAGAUGAAAGGUGGAAAUCUUUCAAGGUAUUGAUUUUUUCUAAGCCCCUAAAUUUUGCUAGGAUUUUCUUAUUUUUGCUUGUUUGUAAGUAAUAUUUUUCCUAUUUUUGUAGAAUUGUUUAGGGGAAUUAGAUGGGACUUACAUUAAUGUAAAUGUGCCUUCAUAAGAACGACCAAAGUAUAGAACAAGAAAAGGAACAAUUGCUAUGAAUGUAUUGGGUGUUUGUGCACCCAAUAUGCAAUUUAUUUAUGUUCUUCCUGGUUGGGAAGGUUCGGCCAAUGAUAUGCGUGUACUUCGCAAUGCUCUCUCUAGACCAAACGGUUUUAGGGUACCUCGAGGUAAUUAUUAUUUGGUUGAUGCGGGAUAUACGAAUUGUGAGGGCUUUCUUGCUCCAUAUAGAGGUCAAAGAUACCAUUUAAAGGAAUGGACGGAUCAACAACCCGAUAGUGCCGAGGAGUUUUAUAACAUGAAACAUGCUAGGGCGCGGAAUGUGAUUGAGAGAUGUUUCGGCCUACUUAAAGGAAGAUGGAGUAUUCUUAGAAGUCCUUCAUUUUUCCCAAUAAGAACUCACGGACGUAUCGUAAUGGCUUGUUGCUUAUUGCAUAAUCUAAUUAGAAAAUUCAUGCCUACGGAUGACAUAAACGAAGAUGAAUUGAAUGAAUCCGAUGAUGAUUCCGAAAGUGAUUUCAAUGAUGAAAGGGAAUUUAUUACAAGUGUUGCUACUUCGGAUCAUUGGACCAAUUUUAGAAACGAAUUAGCCCAAGAUAUGUUUAAUGAUUGGAGGGCGAGAGGUAGACAUGGUCAAUAGCACAAAAUUUAUGAUUUUCUUUUUUUUUUUUUUUUCCUUCGAGUACAUUCUGUUAUGUUCAUUCUCUUUAGCCUUGUAAUCUAUUUUGUUCAUUUCUAACUAACAUGCCUUCUAAUCUUUUCAAUUUUAGUUAUGUCUAAUAUGCCUUGUAAUCUGUUAUGUCAGUUAUAUUAUAAUCUGCCUUGUAAUUUGUUCUAUUAAGUUUUAUUAUGCCUUUUAAUCUACAAUUUUUUCACAUGGAGGCUAGUCAAGCUAAGGGUUAGGCAAGCAAUCGAGGAAGAGGUAAAAAUAAAAGGUAUUGGACAUAUGAAGAAGAUGCGGUUCUAAUAAGAUAUUUGCAUGAGUUGAGUUGCGAUCCGAAGUGGAAGUGUGAGAAUGGGUUUAAGAAUGGUUACAUGAAUAAGUUUGAAGAGAUGAUCAAUGGUGUACUUCCUAAUUGUGGCUUGAGAGCGGUUCCCACAUUGAGUCGAGGAUCAAGCAUUGGUCGGAGAAAUAUAGUGCAUUUGCAGAAAUGCUAUCCACCUCAGGAUUUGGAUGGGAUGCUGAAAAGAAAUUGUUGCAAGUAGACAAGGCCAUGUACGAUGAAUGGGUGAAGGUACGAACUGCUAUUCAUUCCUCUUUGUUCAUUUUUUUCUUCUUCUGAAGAUUGUAAUGCUAUA